AUGGCACCAUCCAGGCUAUUAAGAAGAGUGUUACUUCCAGGGAGGUCUCUCUGCCUUCUCCCAGCCACCCUCUGUGGAGGCAUGGUUGUACUUGCAUGGUUCUUCCUGGACAUGGUCCUUGCCGACAGGCUCAUCCCUCCUGUGCAUGCGAACGGGCUGCAGCGGAUACGAGAGAGCUGGAAAACGCCAUCCGAUUCCAUUACAGCGCUCUCCCCUUGGCCCAAGGACUUUAGCCAGGGCGUCACACCCGUCCAGUGCCAUUCACAUAACGACUACUGGCGCAAGGUGCCACUGUUUGACGCGCUUUCCGCUGGUUGUGUGGGGGUAGAGGCAGAUGUCUGGCUAGAUAAAACGUCCAAUGACCUGCUGGUAGGCCACCGAGCCUCGUCCUUAUCAGCCGACCGCACUCUACAGUCUCUCUAUAUCUGGCCCCUGACCACAAUCCUUACCCGCAUCAACGAUGGCGCCAACUUUUCCGUCCCCAGGUCCGGAGUUUUCGAGGCCCGUCCCAACGCCAGCCUGACACUGCUUAUUGACGUCAAGACCGACGGACAUACUUCGUGGCCCGUGGUGAUGGAUCAACUAGAGCCCCUGCGUGCCGGUGGCUGGCUAUCAUACUGGAAUAGGACCGGCGGUGGGCUGGCCUGGCGGCCGAUCAUAGUAGUGGGCACUGGGAAUACUCCAUUUGAGCUGGUCAAUGCCGACGCCGAAUACAGGGACGUGUUCUUUGAUGCCCCACUGGAUCAACUUGCAGACAACGCCAGCUUCACCGCCAACAACUCAUACUACGCAAGCGCAUCGUUAAGGAAAGCUGCUGGGAUCAUCUGGCCCUGGGGCCCAAGCAGACGCCAGAAAGAGACCAUGAAGACGAUGAUCGACACGGCCGCGGCAAGGGGAUUGGUGUCCCGAUUCUGGGGUAUACCCGGGUGGCCGAAGUAUCUACGGAUGAAGCUCUGGCGAUUCUUGGUGGAGAGCGGGAUUGGAACACUGAAUGUGGACGAGUUGUUCGAGGCGGCGCAAUGGAUUCGGAAUGGAAAGACCUUUAUUCAAAACUUCUGUACUAGCAAGUUGCAUCUGUGUAUUUAG
Aspergillus terreus NIH2624 is the source of this 1086-nucleotide messenger RNA. RefSeq lists its product as uncharacterized. The transcript is spliced from 3 exons. Gene Ontology annotation, biological process: lipid metabolic process. NCBI's taxonomy places the organism in Eukaryota, Fungi, Ascomycota, Eurotiomycetes, Eurotiales, Aspergillaceae. Gene Ontology annotation, molecular function: phosphoric diester hydrolase activity. The record is from RefSeq and is a predicted model, not a curated record. Bases 1 to 1086 code for a protein of 361 amino acids.